UUUACUGAUAGUCAACUUGAAAAUUUCCUUACAGUAAUUACAGACUGGGACGUGGACAACGCGCACAGCCAUCUCGAGGACGGCAUGAAAUACAGUAAUGGACGUCUGAUUAUGCCUCAAGAUGGAGAGUAUUAUGUCUACGCACAACUGUACUUUCGCAGCGGCGGGAGAGUGGGCAUUCGCAAGAAUCACCGCGAAGUUAUCACCAUGCUUCAACAUUCCUACAACGUAGCAGAAGGACCCCACUAUGCAGGGGGAGCGUUUUAUUUUGAGGCUAAUGACACCAUAGAAUUACUAACCGCGACACCUGUCACACUUUUCAUGGCGACUGCCCACUCUUACUUUGGAGCGUUCCUGAUUGAGUGA
Pocillopora meandrina is the source of this 366-nucleotide messenger RNA. The record is from the annotation of a GenBank genome assembly. NCBI's taxonomy places the organism in Eukaryota, Metazoa, Cnidaria, Anthozoa, Scleractinia, Pocilloporidae.